AUGUUCGAAAGUCCUAACAGUAGCUGUACCUAUGGGCAGGUCCCUUCUACUGACCUGACCAAAACUGGACCAGGUGGAGGGGGAAAUCGAGGACUGGUUCCCCCGCCGUCUCCCUAUUCCUUGCAUGUCAAGGUGGAGGCCUUCGGCACCAGGGACGAUUGGCCCGGUUGUGCUUACCGUUACACCGCAGCCUCCCACAUGCCGUCAGUUCCAGUCGACAGUGUUUUGCCUUGUCGCCGCUUUUCACCGGGCAAGCCUUCCUCAAGCAGUAACGAGACGGCCAACAAGUCGUCGAGCCUUGUAGCGGCCGUGACCCCGGCCUAUAGGGACAGGUAUCUUUCACCAAGCGCUUUCAGCAAUAUUCCUGCUGCGUCCCCAAUUCUCCUAAGUCACUACACCACAGACAAACAUGCCAUCAACGGCCAGCUAGAAGUUUCUUCCCGCUCUACUUCUUCGUGCCGGGCGACAGGUCACGACCCCAGCUCCGACAAAAGAGUGGUAGUACCAGCAGAUCCGUUGUUAUGGAGUCCAGAGCACGUGAAGCAGUGGGUCGAAUGGGCAGUAAAAGAAUAUACCCUUCAUGAUCUUGACGUCUCGCGAUUUAACGUGGUGGGACGAGAUUUGUGCCAGCUUACUCGAGAAGAUUUCAGUCGCUUGACAAAUCCUUACAAUGGAGAAAUCCUUUACGCACACCUAAACUUUCUACGACAGACAUCUGACGCCUCUCUUCUCCCAGAAUCACGCGAUAAAAGCUCAUCAGGGGGACCAAGCACAACUCCACCUCUUUGUUCAGGUGUGACUAGCAAACCCUAUCAGCUGAAUACUGACCAUCACCCUCUUCGCCUUACAAAGACAGAACCUUCGUACAAAGGAGCUUGGCCUUCGCCUACUCCAACUCAACCACAAGGUUACCCCCACAAUGCUCUCCCUGGCAUGACGAAACCUACUCUCGAAGCUCACCCACACCUGCGGAAUAUGCAAGAUCCGUAUCAGGUUUUUGGACCGACCAGCAGCCGACUGGCGAGUUCAGGAAGUGGACAGAUUCAACUAUGGCAGUUCCUGCUGGAGCUUCUUUCAGACAGCAGCAAUGCUAAUUGCAUCACUUGGGAAGGAACGAAUGGCGAGUUUAAAUUGACAGACCCGGACGAAGUAGCACGCCGCUGGGGGGAGCGCAAGUCGAAACCCAACAUGAACUACGACAAACUCAGCAGGGCACUACGCUACUACUACGAUAAAAACAUCAUGACAAAAGUUCAUGGGAAGCGCUAUGCUUACAAGUUUGACUUCCAAGGUCUAGCUCAGGCCACACAGCCCACAGCUGCAGACUCGACUGCUUACAAGUAUCAGUCAGACCUCUUCAUGUCAGGAUACCACCACAAUCCUAAGUUGAAUUUUGCUAUGAGUGCUCACACGGGCAUACCCUCCACCACAGGAAGCAUAUUUCCAUCACCGACGCCAUAUUGGACCAGUCCGAGUGCCAAUUUGUAUUCCAACAUAGCGGCAGCCUCCACACAUACCAUGCCCCACCACCCAAGUCACGUGGCCUCCCACAUUGGCUCCUAUCCACAUUACGCAUAACAUUUGUAUAUAGAAAUGGAUACGUGUUAAUACUUUAACUGAAACGUUGUGGAAGACUUAUUUGGAAUAGAAUGGAAAUGAAAGUGUACUUCCUCGAGUGUCAUAGGCUUCACUUACCUUAAAGUGGAUAUGACAUAGGACUGGAAAUCACGUGCCUGCACGUGUUUGUUGUAACUGUGACGCCACUUGUAGAAGUUAUUAAUGUAUCAUAAGUUUAAUGUGUGCAUUCACUACAUUAUGUGGUGAUUUGGGGGAAAAUCUAAUAUUAAAAGUAUCCUCUUAAAUGUGUUAUGGCAUAUGUAUAAUAGUUGCACGUGUUUCCCAACACAUUCCUCGCUGAAGAACGGAAAGUUGAUGUCUAAAAUCUAUGAACCAAAAUGCCACGCCCUUUUGUCCCGUCAAUGUUCCUUCAACUACACUGUCAGAUAUAUCCAGCAUCGUAGACUUGUUUGAAAAUAUUUCAACUUUUGUAGGUGAUCCUGUGUGCUAAUCACUUAACCUUGAUUUGUUUGCCCAGAUGUUAUUAGAAGAAUCCUGUUCAUUCAACCACAGUUUUACUUCCUACAUAAGUUCUUUGGGUUUGUUGUUCAAGAAUCAAUGAUUACAUUUUAGCUAGGCAGACAGAUUGGUUUUAUUUUGACUAUAUUGAAGAUUUAUUUGAAAAUAUUGAUGACAUCAAUAUGGGAUUAUUCAUUUGAAGCUUAAAAUAUUUCAAUGAGCUAAGUAUAUGUUAUAAAGGAUGUUUGGUUUUCCUUUGUAAAUUUUUGUGAAAUUGGAGGCCUUUUUGUUGUCUUUAGCUUUAGAAAAUACUGAAUUUAACGCGUUAUUAAAGGUGCGGCAGAAGACAGCAAUGCAUUUCAAAUUUUGUAAUCUCCGUAUUAAACAUUCAUUAAUUGCUCUCAUACAUAUUCUUAUUUAAUGAGACUUAGACAUUGAAUAUUAAACAAAGCAGUACUUUUAAUUCACAAAGUAUUCUUAUUGUCUACACUGAACAAAUGAUCCUCCUAUAAAAUAUAUAUUAAAUAUUCCUUUGCAAAUGUAGUAAAACUGUUAGUUAGGAAUAAUCGUUUUUCUUCGCGCGUUAGAACCUUCCGUAGUUUCGGUUAAAUAAAAUUAAAGGAAUUUAGUUAAACCAAAGGAAGAGAGAUGUAGCUAUACAACAAAAACAUAUUAAAAGCGAUAAAUCUCAUUAAACACCUUUUAUUACCUUUUCCAUUAAAAAUAAUUACGAUUAUAUUUAGAACUCUUCAGUAGUUAGUAAUAACGAAAUAAAUAUAUACCCUAUAUUUUGGUUGAUUUGAACUCGUCAUCAGAAAUAUAACCUGUACUUUGGAUGAUUUAAACUCGUCUUCAAAAAUAUAACUUUUAUUUUGGUUGGUUUGAAUUCGACUUCAGAAAUAUAGAAAUAUAUAGUAAUUAAGAAACACCAUCUAAGAAUUCGGUUUUUUAAAAAUGAAGUGUGUAAUAUUGUUUCCCGCCUUUUGACCUGAUAAUAAAUGGCAUUUUUUGACUUUACGAAAUGUUGCCUAACUUUAAAUAUGUUCAAAAUGCCACCUAUAUUCUGUUCAGUUUAAACUUCAUUAUCAGGUUCAGCUUUUUUGUUACAAAGGCACUGAAAGCAUGAGAUUUAUUAUAAGUGUUUUAUAUUUAUGUAAUUUUUUUCUAAUUCUAGUCUGACGAUCUCAUAUUUUAUAAGUUAUUCAGAUAAUUAAAAUAUAAUUAAUGUUCCUAUGGUUACACCAUUCCUAGUCGUAACGUUAUUGGUUGGUCCGAAUCACUUGAUACUUGUACGAGUCCCACAUUUACCGCUGUGAUACUAUCCAAUACAGCUAGCGUUUAUUGUUUAUCAGCAUAAUUUAUUGAAAUAGUGAGAUUGUAUAAUUAUGUAAUUAGAACAUUUCACGCUAAUCGUUAACCACGUAAGGGGAAGAGGUAACGGGUGUGAGAGAACGCUUCAUGAUGAGGUAAGUUAAAUGAAUUUAAGAACUAAAGCCUCGUCGUGUGUUAAAACUCAGCCUGGAAUUUUUGACAGUAUACUUGAAUUGAAAUGGUGGUUGUUUUAAAAAUUCUCUUAGUUCAGGACUCGCGUAAGGAGACUUAAAUUCUACAACUUUUGUAAUACAAAAUACAGUAUUUUAUGAGUUAUUUUAUUAAAU
This is a messenger RNA of Limulus polyphemus (Atlantic horseshoe crab), 3734 nucleotides long. RefSeq names its product retroviral integration site protein Fli-1 homolog. Gene Ontology annotation, cellular component: nucleus. The record is from RefSeq and is a predicted model, not a curated record. Bases 1 to 1578 code for a protein of 525 amino acids. Gene Ontology annotation, biological process: cell differentiation; regulation of transcription by RNA polymerase II. The transcript is spliced from 8 exons. Gene Ontology annotation, molecular function: sequence-specific DNA binding; DNA-binding transcription factor activity, RNA polymerase II-specific. Lineage: Eukaryota; Metazoa; Arthropoda; Merostomata; Xiphosura; Limulidae.